This is a messenger RNA of Puccinia triticina, 2604 nucleotides long. RefSeq lists its product as uncharacterized. Gene Ontology annotation, biological process: mitotic intra-S DNA damage checkpoint signaling; resolution of meiotic recombination intermediates; DNA catabolic process. Gene Ontology annotation, molecular function: crossover junction DNA endonuclease activity; 3'-flap endonuclease activity; DNA binding. The record is from RefSeq and is a predicted model, not a curated record. Gene Ontology annotation, cellular component: nucleus; Holliday junction resolvase complex. NCBI's taxonomy places the organism in Eukaryota, Fungi, Basidiomycota, Pucciniomycetes, Pucciniales, Pucciniaceae. Bases 1 to 2604 code for a protein of 867 amino acids. The transcript has 6 exons.
AUGCCGCCCCCGUCCAAGCACCCCAAUGCCGAAUGGGCCGGAUGGAUACAAGAAGUGGCGAAUCAAGCGACGGAAAACAAUGCCAAGGUAUCGCAAACGUAUUCCAAGGCCGCUAAAUCAAUCAAGAAUCACCCUAUCAAGCUUCAUCAUCCUAGAGACGCUCUCUCCCUACCCGGUGUUGGUCCCAAGAUAGUUAAGAUUCUCUCCGACCGCCUUGAAACAUGGUGUCAACAGAAUCAGGUUUCGUUUCCACCGCAAGUUCCCACCAACCAGCAUGUUUCGUACAGCGAUGUAUCAUCAGAUGACGCGUCUCGGCCAAAGACUCACACUGCAGACUCAUUUGACGAAGAGGCCCACGUUUUGAAUCCCCGAAGCGUCUCCGUUUGCCAGAAACCCUCAGGCCGCAAUGAGCAUACUACAGCCCCUUCCAAACCGCGAACCAAAAGGGCCUACCAACCAAAACCACGCGACGCAGCAUGGGGCAUCCUUGCAGCCAUGUACACUAUUUGCGAGCCAACCGAUUUAAAAAAGUUUAGUUCUCGUGAGAUGAUUGCUGAGCGCGCAGCGAGAUAUUCGAAUUGCGCUUAUAUUGACUUUAGAGAAGACGCCAGCAAUCGUUAUGGAUCCCAUUGGCAAUCCGGAAUUAAAGCUUUGGUUAAACACCAAUUUGUUCUUACCCACGCCACCCUGCGCCCCACGAAGUAUGCGUUAACUCGUAUUGGUUAUGAGUUUGCGACUGUAAUCGCUGCCCAGGAAGAAAUUCCUUUACUUGAUGUUAACAUGGGACCUGAGACUCUCUGCCAUCAGCAGGGCACAUCAAGUUCCGCGUCGAGAGAGCCGAUUUCCCGUGAAGCUGUAAAGCCUACAGGUAACGCCUAUUCUGACGUGCAAACCGAAGUCGACUCGAAUGCCGAAUCUCUCAUAGGUCACUUCGAAUCUAAAACCAAGGACUCGUUGGAUACCGUCACUGGAUUACCCUUGCCGUUCCGAUUUUCUUACCUCAAUAACGCAAACCGGAGAGUACUCCAAUUGAGCGAAGCCGCAACUCGGCUCAACAGCAAGUCGAAACAAAGCUACUGCAAGGUUGAAUAUCCUUGCACUCAACAACUCCAUCAAUUUCGUCGCAAUCAUAUUCUAGUUGAUGAGAAAGAAUCCUGCAUUUCAUUACCUCGGCAAGAAACCAUGAUCGGGUGGCUCAAGUCGGAAAAAUCCAUACCGACAUGCCCUGGAUUAUGCGCCGCUGGCGCUCCUAGAAAACACGACUUAACCAGAACCGACCGGGCCACAACAGUUAAUUUUCUGUUGAUGUCUGAAAAAAACUCAUCGAAGCCGACAAACAAUAUCUACAGACCUCCGGAAAUAAUGCAAGCUGCCUCUCACUUUGCUGUUGCUUCUGACUCCACCACGCAUCCCGACCCAUGCCCUACCAAAUACCACCCAGGACUUUCUACCCCAAAGGGUUCACCGGCUGCCUCGACUCGUACACAACUUCAUUCCUCUACAGUCCAAUCCAAGCCGGCUCGACCACAAUCUAAUGCAAAUCCAAACGGCUCUAAGCCUCGAGCUUCCUUCGCUUCGGCCGAUCAUGUGCCUCGUUGUGUUCCCAAGCCUCGAGCCUCAAUUGGCACUAUCGGAUCAAUAGCCCAUCAAGUAAAGGCAGAGGUAUGGAAAGCAAGUACUUACUCUGUCAUGCUCGUUAUCGACAAUCGCGAGGUGCAGUCCCAGAAUAACCGCGAUGGGAUUUUUCAAGCAUGCCUCUCGCGAGCUCGUCAAACUAUGGGACAUCAAGCCAAGGUGCAACAACGACCAUUAGCUGUUGGUGAUGCAAUUUGGAUUGCUGUACACAACAACACUGGAAAAGAAGUAGUGCUUGAUAGCGUUGUCGAACGAAAGCGCCUGGAUGAUCUCUGUAAAAGUAUUGUUGAUGCGAGAUUCCAUGAGCAGAAGGCUAGGCUCAAGAACUCGGGCCUGAAGGAUCGCAUCUAUCUGGUUGAAUCGUAUUAUUCACACAAUAACCGUGAUUUAUACGAACAACAGAUACAAACCUCGCAAGUGGAACUAAUGCUUCUGGAUGACUGCCACUUACAAUCAACGGCUGAUUGGAAAGAGUCAGUAGAGUAUCUGGUGAUGCGCACCAACGUCUUGAAUCAAAUUCAUCAGACGAUAGACCUGUCGGUUAUACCGGAUAAGCAUAUUGACCGUAACAGUUACUUAUCAUUCCUCAAAGAGCUACGUCGUAUCCGUCCAGAUGACUAUUGGGUGACAUCUUACAAUGUAUACGAAACUUUGAAUGGGAAGUCUGGAAACUUGACUGUACAAGAAUUGUGGGGCCGAAUGAUUCAUCAAACCAGCGGGAUGAGUAUCGAAAAGGUCGGCGAAUUUGUUACGCGCUGGCCAACCCCACGAUCAUUCACUGAAGAAUUCUAUCAGCAAUACCGCUUGGAGGGUGCAGCAUCUUCAAGACAUGGUGAUGCUGCAACAGACAAUUUAAGCAAAUGGCUCGAGGAUCAAUUUUGUCGCGGUGCAACUCAGCAAAGAAAAAAGCUAGGACCCGCACUCAGUAAAAAAAUAUCAGAAUUGUUUGUUCUUAGCUCUUAUGAAUAA